AGAAUGUUUGUUAGUGGCAGAAGAGUGAAAAAAUGGCAGUUUGUCCAGUUAUUUGCCACUUGUUUCAUACUGAGCCUUAUGUUCUUUUGGGAACCAUUUGAUAACCACAUUGUGAGCCAUAUGAAAUCCUACUCUUACAGAUACCUCAUAAACAGCUACGACUUUGUGAAUGAGAGCCUGUCUCUGAAGCGCAGCGAGGAUGGGGCUCCUCGCUACCAGUACCUGAUUAAUCACAAGGAGAAGUGUCAAGCACAGGAUGUCCUCCUUUUACUGUUUGUCAAGACGGCUCCUGAAAACUACGGUCGACGUUCUACCAUCAGGAAAACGUGGGGCAAUGAGAAGUAUGUUCGGUCUCAACUCAAUGCCAACAUCAAAACUCUGUUUGCCUUAGGAACACCUUCUAACCCACUGACGAGAGAAAAACUGCAAAGGAAAUUGGUUUGGGAAGACCAGAUGCACAAUGAUAUAAUUCAGCAAGACUUUGCCGAUUCUUUCUACAAUCUUACUCUUAAAUUACUUAUGCAGUUCAGUUGGGCCAAUACCUUUUGUCCACAUGCUAAAUUCCUUAUGACUGCUGAUGAUGACAUAUUUAUUCACAUGCCAAACCUUAUUGAAUACCUCCAAAGUUUAGAACAGAUGGGUGUUCAAGACUUUUGGAUUGGUCGAGUUCAUCGUGGUGCCCCUCCCGUGAGAAACAAACACAGCAAAUACUACGUCUCCUAUGAAAUGUACCAGUGGCCAGCCUACCCUGACUACACUGCUGGGGCUGCCUACGUGAUCUCGAGUGAUGUAGCUGCCAAAGUCUAUGAGGCCUCACAGACACUCAACUCUAGUCUUUACAUCGAUGAUGUGUUCAUGGGCCUCUGUGCCAAUAAGGUGGGGAUAGUACCACAAGACCAUGUGUUUUUCUCUGGGGAAGGGAAAACGCCUUAUCAUCCCUGCAUCUACGAUAAAAUGAUGACAUCCCAUGGACAUGUUCAAGAUCUCCAGGACCUUUGGGAGGAUGCCACAGGCCCUAAAGUGAAAACAGUUGCAAAGGGUUUUUUUGGCCAGGUAUACUGCAGGAUAAUGAAAAUAGUUCUCCUUUGCAAAUUGACCUAUGUGGACACAUAUCCCUGUAGGGCUGCCUUUGUCUAAUAGUACUUGAAUGUUGUAUGG
This is a messenger RNA of Eptesicus fuscus (big brown bat), 1158 nucleotides long. It is a transcript of the gene B3GNT5, whose product is annotated as UDP-GlcNAc:betaGal beta-1,3-N-acetylglucosaminyltransferase 5. Lineage: Eukaryota; Metazoa; Chordata; Mammalia; Chiroptera; Vespertilionidae. Gene Ontology annotation, cellular component: membrane. The record is from RefSeq and is a predicted model, not a curated record. Bases 4 to 1137 code for a protein of 377 amino acids. The transcript has a single exon. Gene Ontology annotation, biological process: brain development.